Messenger RNA from Helianthus annuus (common sunflower), 1908 nucleotides. RefSeq lists its product as uncharacterized. Bases 1 to 1908 code for a protein of 635 amino acids. The record is from RefSeq and is a predicted model, not a curated record. The transcript has a single exon. Lineage: Eukaryota; Viridiplantae; Streptophyta; Magnoliopsida; Asterales; Asteraceae.
AUGGCUGAAAAUUCAAAGUUUAUCAGGGAAAUUGCUACAACUGCCAUAGACAAGACAAAGUUGCCGCACAACGUAGGCAAAUACAAUGGGCUAACAGAUCCAGAUGACCACCUUCAAGUUUUUAAUGGCGUAGGAGCAACAGGUGGAUGGAACCUGCCAACUUGGUGUCAUCUAUUCGCACAAACAUUUAUCGGCGCAGCGCGCGUCUGGUUUGACAGUUUGCCAGCGGGAAAAAUUAAAUCAUGGGUCGACUUCCGAGAGAAGUUCCUCGCACACUUCUCUCAACAGCGAAGACAUACCAGAGACCCGGCCGAUUGUUUGAAUAUAUGGCGCCGAGACCACGAAAGCGUGGAAGAUUUUAUCACAAGAUAUAACAAAGAAUGUCUAGAAAUCGGAGACGUGGGUGAAAAGAUGAUGCGCGCAUAUUUCAUGAGGGCAGUCAAAUGCGAUGAUCUAAUCAAGCGCGUGAAAGGAAGAGACGGAGGACCCAAAGAUUGGGAAACCUUCAUUGAGGCAGCAAAAACCAUUACGCAAACUGACAAACAGUUGACCGGUGAUGACCACCGUCAGCGCGGAUAUACCCACGGCGAUCGGAACAAAAAUGGCAGAAGCCAAUCAUGGAAGGCGUCCGGCCACAGAGAGAGAAGCCCAGCAAGGGAAGAUGCGCGCCACACAAUCAAUCAAAUAGCCCACCGAAAAGAAGUGAAAAGAGAAAACAGGGAGAAACAAUGGACACCACUGACAAAAACCCCUUCUGAAGUCUUGGACACUGAAAAUCACCAGUUCAAACCACCCCUACAGAUGCGCAACAAGAGGGGUCAAGAUCCCAAUCUCUUCUGUGAAUUCCACAAAGACACAGGCCACCUAACGGACGACUGCUUCAGUCUAAAACAAGAAAUAGAAAGGGCUUUAAGAGAUGGAAAGCUCACACAUUUGGUAAAGGGCGGAAAGCGCGAAUACCGCCAAAUGCAAAGAAGAGAAGAAGGGCCGGAUAACAAAAAACUCCGCAAGUUAGAAACCCACAUGGUUCAGGGAGGCCCACGAAGGCCAAGGAAAAAUUACAACAAGUGCGCACAAGAUGACUCAUGGCGCGAGAAGCAAGUUAUUUUCCCAAUUGUUAGAGGUGGCCCGAGAGAAAAAAGACCCAUCGUCAUUUCCGGGGUAAUUGGUCACUACCAGAUCGAUUACAUUUUUAUCGACCCAGGGAGCACCGCAGAUAUCAUAUACGAACAAUGUUUCAAUCAGUUUGACCAAGAAGAUAAAGCGCGCUUGGAACCAGUUGAUUAUCCACUAACUAGUUUCUGCAACGAAGCCGUUUUCCCUCUUGGCCAAAUAUCAUUCCCGGUGCUGCUCUCAGACGGAAGAAACUCAAGAACAGAAGAGGUCACAUUCAUGGUGCUGCCAGCACGUUCAAGACAUGACAUCCUCUUAGGAAGAGAAUCCCAGGGAGACUUCAGCAUGAUAUGCUCUGCGCCACACUUAGCCGUUGGAUUCCAAACACAAAUAGGCAUAGCAUUAAUAUACGUAAGCAAAGAGGUCUUAGCAACGGAUGAGGUCAGACCUGCAAAGGCAAGUAAACCAACACCGCGCGCAGAAGCAGAAAAAUGGGUACUGAACAGUGCAUACCCAGAACAGACAGUUACCUUAGGACCUGCGAUAUCCGAUUUAACGCGCGCGGCGCUCAAGAAGUUGUGGCACGAAAAUAUGGAUGUGUUUGCCUGGACACCAGCCGAUAUGGUGGGUGUUCCACGGCACAUAGCAGAACACCGGUUAAAUAUCUCAGAGGAAGCGAAGCCAGUGGUAUAUGCCAAGCGCCACUUAGGAGAUAUAAAACACGAUGCCAUGAAAGAAAAAGUAAUGGAGCUGUUGAACGCGGGCAUCAUUAGAGAAGUCAGAUACCAAACAUAG